AUGAGCGUGUGCGCCUUCCUCGGGCAGCUGUUCCCGCGGAGCGCCCGCAGGAACGGCGGCGAGCUCAGGUGCAUGCGGCGGGGCUUGUCCCUCCUCGACUCCCGCUGGAAGGCCGACGUGGACAGGAAGAGGAAGGCCACCUUCGCCUCCGAGGACAAGGGGAUGGUGGAUGCGGUGCUGAUGGGGGGUUUCUACCUUCCCUCGGACUCGUUCGCGAUGGUCGUGGAGUACCUGGACCACGGCACCGCGGUCCGGUCUACCCCGUCCUCCAAGUCGUGGUGGCGCACUAUUUCAGGCCUUCCCCCGGCUUCCCAUAUCGAUACAAACAUCGGCAAGCGGCUCCCCUGGGGGGAACUCGUGACGCAGCUCAAGACCAUCAAGGCGUCCAACCCCCUGCGCGCCGUGGCCCGCGUUACUCUCGGGUGCCGGACCAAGCUAGGGAGCUUCCACAACCUCGGCAAGGUCGUGGGCGGCGUUGGGCUGACCCACCUCGACCUCACGCGCAGCUGGGGCGCGAAGAAGCUCGAUUUCGCCGCCCUGGCCAAGGCGCUGCCCACCCUUAGGGGGCUGGCGGGGAGCAAAGAAGCGAGGGGGGAGAAGAGAAAGGGGUACCGCCGCGUACCUUACAAUAUGGUUUCGUGGGGACUCUCGCUGUGA
Molecule: messenger RNA, 657 nt
Organism: Ectocarpus siliculosus
Lineage: Eukaryota; Phaeophyceae; Ectocarpales; Ectocarpaceae
Source: the annotation of a GenBank genome assembly